GCCGUGACUUCAUCCAAAGUGCAAGAUUUCCAGUGUUCCUAUUUCCAGCAAAUUAUGGCACCGAGACGCCCGCAUAAUAAGUCGCGCAAUGGCUGCAACCAAUGCAAGGGAAGGCGCGUUAAAUGUGAUGAAGCAGUCCCGCGCUGCGCAACAUGCAUCUCUCGCGACGAAGAAUGUCAGUAUUCGCGGCCAGCUUCCACACGACACAAUCGUUCCGGUGCGAACUCCAACUCAAACACACUGAGUCCAGUCUCCGGCGGACCCCCGGCACCCUCGAUCCACCCAGCUGCAGGUACGCCUCGAUCCAGCACAGACAUGAAUCAAGACCUUGGUCUCAGCUAUAAUAUCAGCAAUGCACCCUUUUCGCCGGCAACAAGGCUCAGAGAACUCGAGUUGAUGCACCACUGGUGCACGAAAACGUGCCAUAGCUUCACUACUAAAUGUGCGAGCAUACUCCAAGGCUAUGCUGUCGAAGAAGCGCUGAAGCACGAGUAUCUCAUGGAGUCUAUCCUCGCGCUUACCUCUCUCCACAUCGCAAGCGAGUUGCAGGAUCCAGUCUCGGCGGCUCCCUAUGUCAGUGCAGCACUUCGAUACCAGAAUAAUACAAUCGCUCUCCUUCACAUGGUGUUGCAGAAUAUCACGCCGUCUAACUGCAAUGCUGUCUUCGCGUCGUCCUUAUUAAUGAUGGCUUGUACGAUUGUAUCGCCCCUCCUCCCCACUGGGGAGGAUGAUGAACCCACGUUGCCAACCAAGAGUCUUCUGCUCUUGUUCGAUUUUGUUAAAGGCAUCGAAUCUAUUGUGGGUGUGAGUCGCCAGUGGCUUGAAGGCGGUCCUUUCGGAAUCCUGUUCAGGCCUCAGCGCGAAGCUGAACCCCUCAGGGAGGAUCGGAUGAUGCCUCCAGUAAGACUUCUGAGGAAUUUAAAUGACGCCACCACUGGUAUGACCAACUCCCCCUUACACGGGGUCUACGAACGCGCAAUAGGACAAUUGGAAACAUGCUUUAUAAUGGAUCAGAACAUGGCACUAUCGUGGUUGGUUUUGGCGGGGACGGAGUUUAUGAAUGAGUUAAGGAAAGGCGAGCCGAUGGCCCAGAUAAUAUUCAUGUAUUGGGGCGUUCUGGUGGGCCAACUAGAUCAGAUGUGGUGGGCGAAGUAUUCAGGGAACAGGCUUGUCAAGGAGCUGUGUGUGAAUUUACUUGGACUUGGAAAGGAGUGGACCGAAGCUGCGAGGUGGGCUAUGGUACAGGUGGGCCAUGGAGAUAUAUUCUCCGAAGGUGAAGCUGAAUUCGCACCUACACAGCUCUGAAACCAGACAUGUGGCGGUGCAUUGAGGUGUGUAUCUUAAGUGCUUUGCGGCCACUACCACUGUCUCCUAUCUCAGAGGAGAAAUGCUUCAUAAACCAUUUCCAAGGAGAUAUACGGGUUGCAAACCUGCCGCGGAGGUCAGAAC
Hyaloscypha bicolor E is the source of this 1449-nucleotide messenger RNA. RefSeq lists its product as uncharacterized. The transcript has a single exon. The coding region runs from base 55 to 1305 and encodes 416 amino acids. Gene Ontology annotation, molecular function: DNA-binding transcription activator activity, RNA polymerase II-specific; zinc ion binding. Lineage: Eukaryota; Fungi; Ascomycota; Leotiomycetes; Helotiales; Hyaloscyphaceae. The record is from RefSeq and is a predicted model, not a curated record. Gene Ontology annotation, biological process: regulation of transcription by RNA polymerase II.